AUGCGGUACUUGAGCGGUCUUCUGGCCGCCGCCCCUCUGCUGGGCCUCGUCUCAGCCCAGGUUUCCACAUCGUGCAACCCGUUGAACUCGACAUGCCCUGCCGACCCCGGCUUCAACACCGACUACACCUUCUACUUCAACACCACGCCGUCCUAUGAGCUGUGGGAGACGACUGCUGGAUCCGUCACCUACGACAACGAAAACGGCGCCGGCUUCACCAUCAACAAGCAGGGCGACUCGCCCACCAUCCGCACGCUCUUCUACUUCUUCUUCGGCCGCGUUGAGCUCUUCCUCAAGGUCGCCCCCGGAGUCGGCAUCGUCAGCUCUUCUAUGUGGCUGAGUGACGACCUCGACGAGGUCGACCUGGAAUUUCUGGGCGUCAACAACACCAUGGCCUCGACCAACUACUUUGGCAAGGGUCUUGAGGAUUUCCACAACGCUGGCCUGUACACCACCAUCAACAACCAGGAGAACUUCAUCAACUACACCACCGUCUGGACCAAGGACGCGCUCCAGUGGUACAUUGACGGCACCCUCGUCCGUACCCUGACCCCUGAGCAGGCCAACAAGACCCGAAACUACCCCCAGACUCCCAUGAGACUCUCUCUCGGUAUCUGGGCCGGUGGUGACCCGCGGAUGCCCAACGGUACUCGUGAGUGGGCUGGUGGUGACACCGACUACUCCAAGGGCCCCUACAGCAUGUACGUCAAGAGUGCUCGAAUCACCGACUACGGCGGUGGCAACGAGUACACUUACGGCGACAUGACUGGUAGCUACGAAAGCAUCAAGGUCACUGGCACCGACAAAAACUCCACCUUCUACGAGGCCCUCCACCAAGCCCCCAAGCUGUCUACAGCUGACAAGUGGAACAACCUGCCCGCGGGCGCCAGAAUCGCCGUCUACGUCGCGGCCGGUGUCGUCGGCGCCGUCCUGAUCGGAGCCCUGCUCUUCUACUGCAUCAAGCAGCGCAAGUCCGGAGCCCGCGAGGCCCGCCUGCAGACAGAAAUGGAAAAGAUGGACCGUAUGGAACUCGACAAGCUGAAGCGCGAAGGCGUUGACGUUGACGCAUAUACUGACUACGAUUCUCGCAGUAUGAGGAAAGAAGGCGUCGUCGCGGCUGAUGCGCCCCCCGCAAACGUCAGCCCUCUUGACAGCAAAGGUUGGACCGCCGUCAACAUCGAGUCGCCUAUGCAGUCGCCCGCUCCCUUCCUCAACCAGGGUGCUGAUCAUCCUGCAAGCCCUGGCUCUCCUCCCCAGUCUCACCCCGGUCCCCAGAGAGCCUCGAGCACGGCUCCCAUCCGGACUUUCAGCGCGAGCCACUCAGGAUACCAGGGACUCCCCGGCGGAGAAGUCUAA
This is a messenger RNA of Trichoderma gamsii, 1356 nucleotides long. Its product is annotated as glycosyl hydrolase family 16. Gene Ontology annotation, cellular component: fungal-type cell wall. The record is from RefSeq and is a predicted model, not a curated record. Gene Ontology annotation, biological process: carbohydrate metabolic process; fungal-type cell wall organization. The transcript has 2 exons. NCBI's taxonomy places the organism in Eukaryota, Fungi, Ascomycota, Sordariomycetes, Hypocreales, Hypocreaceae. Bases 1 to 1356 code for a protein of 451 amino acids. Gene Ontology annotation, molecular function: hydrolase activity, hydrolyzing O-glycosyl compounds; glycosyltransferase activity.